Molecule: messenger RNA, 1629 nt
Organism: Clarias gariepinus (North African catfish)
Lineage: Eukaryota; Metazoa; Chordata; Actinopteri; Siluriformes; Clariidae
Gene: xkr8.3
Product: XK related 8, tandem duplicate 3
Exons: 3
Coding region: 275-1498 (407 amino acids)
Biological process (GO): apoptotic process involved in development; phosphatidylserine exposure on apoptotic cell surface; engulfment of apoptotic cell
Cellular component (GO): plasma membrane
Source: RefSeq, a predicted model, not a curated record
UGGGCGUGGCGUGGCCAAAUGGGCGUGGUUUGGUUAAAUAGGCGGGACAGGCUACUUCCUAGUUCCAUACUUUGCGCAGUUUGUAUGCGGUGUUAUAACACAUAAACAUGGCAAUAAGUUUAGUUUAGGCGUUGUGUAAUGUUUAUAAUAUCGGUGUUAAGUAGUUUAGGUUUUCUGAAAACUUUCCUCCAGCUCCCUUUGAGACCCUCGGACUUGUGCAGAAGAAGAAGACGAAGAAGAAGGUCGGAAUGUAGCUCGAGGUGGGGGUUCUGCCAUGAAGACCUCCGUGUUCCCGGGUUACUCGUGUCUGGACUUCGUGUUCAGCCUGCUCGGGGUGUGUACCUACCUGUUUGACGUGGGGUCGGACCUGUGGCUGGGGCAGGAGUUCCUCCGGCAGGGGCACUUCUUCUGGUUCGGCUCGCUGAUCGGGUUCAUGCUGACCUCCUCCGUGCUGGUCCAGAUGUUCAGCUGGUUCUGGUUUAAAUCCGACCUGGAGCUCAGAAACUUCCAGAGCAAACACAAGCACAUGGUCCUGUUCGGCAGUGACAGACACCUGAGGCUCACCUGCGUCCUGCACGUGUGUCAGCUCGGCUUCUUCUUCAGGCUGGUGUCAGGAGUCUGGCAGGGCUUCUGCAUCUGGUGGCGAGGACAACCGGGCUCGGAGUACGCCACCUACCUGACCCAUGACCUCAGCAUGCUGCGCCUGUUCGAGACGUUCUGCGAAAGCACGCCGCAGCUCUCGCUUAUGAUCUACAUCAUGAUCUACAAUAAUCACGCCAGGACCAUCCAGUAUGUGAGCGCGAUUGCUUCUACCAUUUCAAUAGCCUGGAUGGUGGUGGACUACCACCGCUCGCUGCGUUUCUUCCUUCCCGAAAAGGCCAAACAGUCAUGGCUGUCCUCUGCUGUCUACUUCCUGUGGAACCUCUUCCUGAUUGGCCCACGCGUCGUAUGUGUGUCCCUCUUCACCUCCGUCCUGUCUUGUUAUGUUUUCCUUCACUUCCUCUUACUUUGGCUUGGGUUUGUAUUCUGGGCCUAUUGGCAGGACACCAAAUUCAUGGACAGCAAAGCCAGAGAGUGGCUCUACCGCGGCACUGUAGGCCUCAUCUGGUACUUCAGCUGGUUUAAUGUAGCGGAAGGUAGGACCAGAGGCAGGAGCAUCAUCUACCACACGUUUAUCCUGAUAGACAGCACAAUCCUGAUGGUCACAUGGUGGUACCUCAGAGAUCCAGAAAAAAGCCAAGACUAUUCCCUUAUCCUCCUUAUCCUCAUCCCGCUUGUCUGUCUGUUCGGUCUGUUGCUUAAAAUGCUUUAUUACUGCUGCUUUCACCCCAGGCUGGGCACGGAGAAUGUUCCAGAUAUGCCUGAUAAUCUGGUGACUGGGUUUAUGGCCAUCGAGACGGACUUACCUAAAUCAGAGGUCCUUAACAAGAGAAUGGCCCGGCACGCUGCGAACUUUUACAACACAGAGAAAGGACUAAAGGACAGUGGGGUUAUUUGAGAAUACGAGAAUGUGGAAGUUACAAAUGAAACUGGUUGGUGUUCAAACAGGUGGAGUUGCACUCACUCACUCUCUCAUUCCCUAUACCUCUUAUCCUGUACAGGGUCAAGCCAGGGCCUGGAGACUAUUCA